Colossoma macropomum (tambaqui) is the source of this 1027-nucleotide messenger RNA. RefSeq names its product hydroxyacylglutathione hydrolase-like protein. Lineage: Eukaryota; Metazoa; Chordata; Actinopteri; Characiformes; Serrasalmidae. Bases 115 to 948 code for a protein of 277 amino acids. Gene Ontology annotation, molecular function: hydroxyacylglutathione hydrolase activity. The transcript has 9 exons. The record is from RefSeq and is a predicted model, not a curated record.
GCGCUCUGCUAGUCAGCCUGGUGCAUCAGCAAAAACAUUCCCCAGUCAAGGCAGGACGAAAUCUGGUCAAAGAGUCUGCAGUGCCUUGAGACUUUGAAGAGUUUGCAGGGAACCAUGAAGGUGAAGGUUAUUUCGGUUUUGGAAGACAACUACAUGUACUUGGUGAUAGAAGAAGAAAGUAAAGAAGCCAUUGCUGUAGAUCCUGCUGUACCCCAUCGGCUGCUCGAGAUAGUGAAAAGAGAAGGAGUGAGACUUACAGCGGUGCUGACUACUCACCAUCACUGGGACCAUGCCCGGGGGAAUGAAGCCCUGGUCAAAGAGAUUCCUGAAUUGCGAGUAUAUGGAGGAGAUGACCGCAUCGCUGGACUGACCCACAAAGUCACUAAUGGUCAGGAGCUCAAGUUUAAUACUAUAAAUGUCAGAUGUCUGUUCACGCCUUGCCACACUUCAGGACAUAUGUGCUACUUCAUGUGGGAAGAUGACUGCACCGAUUCUCCUGCUGUUUUCACAGGGGAUACACUGUUUGUGGGUGGAUGUGGGAGAUUUUUUGAGGGAACAGCGGAGCAGAUGUAUCACAACCUGACUGAAGUGCUGGGAACUCUACCUCUGGACACGAAGGUGUUCUGUGGUCAUGAAUACACCAUAAAGAACCUGAAGUUUGCAUCAUUGGUGGAACCAGAGAAUGAGAAAGUGAAGGAGAUGCUUAGCUGGGCCAGGGCAAGAGAUGACGAUGACAAGCCAACAGUACCAUCAACACUACUGGAGGAAUUUGAAUACAAUCCAUUUCUACGUCUCUCUGAGGAGGGCGUGCAGAAGUUCACAGGGCAGACAGAUCCUAUUGAAGUUCUCCGUGUGCUACGCAAAGAAAAGGACAACUUCAAGAAACCCAAGGAGAGAGUUCUUCCACAUGCCAUGCUUGCUCUGGAAUGGGGUCUGCUCAGACCAUAAACACAGAGGCACACUUCAAAUACAUGAAGCACAGAGGCCAUCUCAAUGGACACUAACUCAGACCCUUUAUUGGUUGCGG